AUCACAUGGGACUCCAAACCAAGUUUACAGAGGCUGUUGGCGUACAGCAUCCAUUGAUGCAAGGUGGAAUGCAAUGGGUUGGUACUGCAGAGCUAGCCAGUGCAGUAUCGAAUGCUGGUGCAUUGGGCAUACUCACUGCUCUUACUCAGCCUACUCCGGAUGCGCUUCGCAACGAGAUCCAACGUUGUCGCAAAAUGACUUCUCGACCUUUUGGAGUAAAUCUGACCAUUUUACCAGCCAUCAACCCUCCACCCUACGAGAAAUAUGUUGAUGUAAUUAUCGAAUCGGGCAUAAAAGUAGUCGAGACUGCUGGUAGCAACCCUCAUGAACACGUCAAACGAUUUAAAGCAGCAGGAAUUAUCGUGAUCCACAAAUGCACUGCUAUUCGUCAUGCGAUUGCUGCACAAAAAAUAGGUGUGGAUUUUGUAUCUAUUGACGGAUUCGAAUGCGCUGGACAUCCUGGCGAGGAUGAUGUGGGUGGAAUGAUCCUUCUUGCCAAGGCUGCCAAAAGUUUAAAAAUUCCAUACUUGGCUUCUGGAGGAAUCGGGGACGGACGUGGUGUUGCUGCUGUACUGGCACUCGGUGCAUGUGGUGCAAAUAUGGGCACCCGAUUUAUGUGCACUGUAGAGUCUCCAAUCCACCACAACAUCAAGGAAGCUAUUGUCGCAGCAACUGAACGAGAUACAGCACUCAUGUUUCGUACGCUUCAUAAUACUGCAAGGGUAUUCAAAAAUAAGGUUUCUUUAGAGGUGGUAAAGAUUGAACAGCGUCCAGGAGGUGCCAAGUUUGAAGAUGUGCGAUCGUUGGUGUCUGGAGAACGUGGUCGUCAAGUCUACACGACCGGAGAUCCAGAAUAUGGAGUUUGGACAGCCGGUCAGGUAGUAGGCCUGAUUGAUGAUAUUCCAACAUGCAAGGUACUGGUUUCCCGAAUCGUAAAUGAUGCUGAACAGAUUAUUGAAGCACUGCAAAAGUUGCGGUACAACCAGUCUCAUACGAGCAAGUUAUGAAACACUUUCAAUAAACUU
This is a messenger RNA of Batrachochytrium dendrobatidis JAM81, 1025 nucleotides long. RefSeq lists its product as uncharacterized. NCBI's taxonomy places the organism in Eukaryota, Fungi, Chytridiomycota, Chytridiomycetes, Rhizophydiales. The coding region runs from base 6 to 1007 and encodes 333 amino acids. The transcript is spliced from 6 exons. The record is from RefSeq and is a predicted model, not a curated record. Gene Ontology annotation, molecular function: nitronate monooxygenase activity.